Messenger RNA from Centruroides sculpturatus (bark scorpion), 2697 nucleotides. RefSeq names its product matrix metalloproteinase-2-like. NCBI's taxonomy places the organism in Eukaryota, Metazoa, Arthropoda, Arachnida, Scorpiones, Buthidae. Gene Ontology annotation, molecular function: zinc ion binding; metalloendopeptidase activity. The transcript is spliced from 7 exons. Gene Ontology annotation, cellular component: extracellular matrix. Gene Ontology annotation, biological process: proteolysis; extracellular matrix organization; collagen catabolic process. The record is from RefSeq and is a predicted model, not a curated record. The coding region runs from base 296 to 1759 and encodes 487 amino acids.
AAGAGCGAUCGAGUGCACGAACCGUUCACAAACGAGAAUUGUUUAGCUAGUGUUAGCCUCUCUAAUGACGUCAUUAGAAAAAGAAAGGAUUUAACGUAACCUUAACACGGCUAUGACCUACUUGGUCUGUCGGUCACACACUGUAGCUACCGUCCCUACAGAAAUAACCCAACCCAUUUUUAUAACUAAGUUUAGGUGUGUAGGCGUCGGGACAGACAAAAUGUGGCGGGAGAUCGUCCCUCGUCAUUGACGUCGCGAGUCGAAAACUUAGUCCACUCGAUCGCUUUAACGGGACAUGGCAGACACCAGGAACACUUUCUUAUUGCUGUUUUUCGUCGUCUACGUUGUUACUAAUGCCACUCGCGAUCAUUCUCUCCAACAAAUCGUGGAUUUUCUAUCGCGAUUUGGCUACUUAUCGUCUUCGAAAGAUGCUUCGGAAUUGAGGAGCGACAGCGAAUUGAGGAAAGCGAUAUUGAGGAUGCAAAUGUUCGGUAACGUUCCUCAAACGGGAGUGAUCGACGAUGCCACUCUGUCCCUACUGAACCGAAAGAGGUGCGGAGUAUCGGACGGGAUCGGCAAUUGGAAUCGCAACAAGAGAUACGCCAUUCAAGGUCAAGCUUGGGCCACUAACAAUUUGACUUGGAGUUUGCAGGGCGGGGUGAAGAACAUGAACGGGAGCACCAUUCGUAAACAAUUGAUCAGAGCUUUCGAGAUCUGGAGCGAAGCUUCGAGCCUCGUGUUUCACGAAGUCAACUCCUCGAAGGCGGACAUCGUGAUCGAUUUCCCACGUGGAUCUCACGGAGACGGAUACCCCUUCGACGGACACGGUUCCAUUUUGGCUCACGCAUUCUUCCCGGGAGACGGAAUCGGGGGCGAUGCUCAUUUCGACGCAGACGAGAAGUGGGUGGUAGAAAUUCCCCAUCCCGAAAGUGACGAAGUCAAUUUUUUUGCUGUGGCCGCUCACGAACUAGGACAUUCUUUGGGGCUCUCCCAUUCUUCUGUUCCAGGUUCUUUAAUGUUUCCUUAUUAUCAGGAGAUUAAAGACGAUUAUAAAUUGCCCCAAGACGAUGUUUCCGGCAUCGAAAAACUUUACGGUCCCAAGUCUCGGAAGAAAUGGAAACAGACCACAACUAAAGCACCCCCUAAAAUGCAAACUUCGACAGUUUCGUCUCGCUCUACGGAAUCGUCGCAGAACAAUCGCGUGCCGGAUCGAUGCAAUACCACAUUCGAUGCCAUUUCCGUCAUCAGACGGGAAGUGUUCGUCUUUAAGGGAAAGUACUUCUGGAGGCUUCAUCGUCACAAGGUGCGACGGGGUUAUCCGGUGCGCAUCGAUCGAUUCUGGUACAACCUCCCCGAAAAUCUAAAGAGGAUAGAUGCCGUUUACGAACGCCCCACGGACUCCAAAAUAGUGUUCUUUUCCGGGAAUAAGUAUUGGUUGUUCGAUGCCAAUCAACCCGAACCCGGUUACCCUCGACCUCUGACCGAUUUGGGGUUGGCCGCAAACAUUCGAAAAAUAGAUGCUGCCAUGGUUUGGAGUCAUAACAAGAAAACUUAUUUUUUUUCGGGUCGUCGUUAUUGGAGAUUCGACGAGGAUCGAGGUAAAGUCGAAUCCGACUACCCACGUGACAUGUCCGUAUGGAGAGGGAUACCUUACAAUAUCGAUGCAGCCUUUCGAUGGACAGACGGUAAUUAUUUUUUAAAUUUCGCAACAUUUUUCGAUACUUUGCGCCAGACCUUAUAUCCCACACGAAGGGGUUAAGUCGAUUUAAUUUUCUGUUUUAAUAAAACAUUUAUAUAGGCUACAUUGAAUUGAAAGUUUUAGUAAAAAGGCUCUCCUUUGACUGCAUUAAAUUAAUAUAUUUACAUAAAAUAAGAUAAAAAGUUAAUAGUAGGUAACUGAAUAAGCACAAAAUAAUAUUUAGAACUUUCUUUUAUAUAAACAAAAGUACUUUAGCUGCUAUAUAUAAGUGUCUUCAGUCAAAUUAUUUAAACAUCUUUUGACUUUUCAAAUAUAGCCCUGUAAUACGCAGUAUGUUUUUAUAAAGCGCAUUCCAGACACGUUAUGUUAUACUUGUAUUCCUCAGUCACUCUAUCGUGAAAAAAUUCAUUACCUUUGUCAGCGGUGAGGAAAAAGAUUAUUCCAGAAUUGACCUUAUACUAAUAAUUAACAAUAAAAACUAAAUGAUAAGAUUGUUGGUCAUUCCUGCAUUAAACUGUCGCCUAAAGCACAAAAAAAUGACAGGACGUUGUGUCUUUUUUCUUUUCUUAGGCCUAUAUUUACUUUUUAUAUAAAAUACGAUUAGAAAGGCUUCGUAUAUCUUACCUGCUAAACUAAACUAACGUACGUUUUGAAUCCUAAUGGUGGUAAGGGAUAGUGACCGAGUUAAAGCUGUUGUAUUCCUUACCAUUGUUUCAGAAGAUAAUUAAUUGCGUUCACUUUGCCAAGUGACUAUCUAUUAAUAUUUCUUUUUGUCUUAUAUUUUGAUUAAUCGUCUUAAUAAUUAUUUUUAAUUUGCUGUAAAUUAAAAACUGUAGUCUGAUAAGUCCUUAAAAUUUACAGCAAAUUAAAAGUAGUUAUUAAGAAGAUUAAUUAUUCGAAUAUGCAAAGUGAUCCAUGAUCCAAAAAGACGGUUUCGAAUAAUUACGGUGGUACCUCAGGAUACGAACGCCCCAGCAUACGAAAUUUUCAGGAUACGA